AGAUUUGGUGGCCCAGAAUCACACCAACAAUGACUAAGGGGGCGUCAGUAGUACACUCAAUGUUAGACACCUAAGUAAACUGUACGUGUGCUUAAGAAGGACAAGAGCUACUGAGUGUAAACGUACCACUAUGGAGGACGUGGACAAAAUAUUAAUCCUCACUCUGAAUCACCUUGGGUGUGAUAUUAGUGAAGAGGUGAAGAGUGUUGGAGGAUUUGGGAUUGAAGAGGUUGUAAAUGCAGUGGUGCAAUGCAUUAGAGCCAUCAACAGUGAUUGUGAAUUACCAACUACAUUACCACAGAAUAUGGCACAGCGCUUCAGAGUUGCUGCUUCAAUUGCACAAGCAGUGAAGGAUGUGGGAUAUCCUAGUGAUGUUGGCUACCAGUCACUGCUCUAUCCAAAUGAGACAGAUCUGAGAAAAAUAUUCAUGUUUCUGAUUGAGAAAUUGCCCAAGGACACAGCUGCUGUUUCAGAUGAGCCACUCAAUAAGGCUGCACUGAUUCACAGAGAGUCCAAAAGGAAAUUAUCUGAAGCACUCUCCCAACCUUGGAUCCCUGCUCACUGUAGACAUGUUGCUCAGAGAUAUGCUACUCAGACCUCAGUGACAAAAUAUAGUACCUACCAUACUCAUCAUUUUUUGUCAAAGCCAUAUUCACCAUUAGAUAAUCUUUCAAAAGUAUCACCAGAACUGAGAAGCUAUUUCAAGAAAUAUUCACAAAGAGUAACAAAGCUAGUGGGCUACAGUUAUCUAUUUGCUACCCUCCUCAACACUCAUGCCAUUCAGCUGCAGAGAGACAAAAUUCUACCAAUAAGUAAAGAGAAGAAAAGUUCAGAGGUUUUCAAACUUGAGCCUCUGUUCUUUGAAGAGGAUGUAAAGAUGAAGUCACUUGAUGGGCUACUGUCUGGAUCAUCUGCUUUAUCAUCUUUCAAAAUGUUCCAAAGCAUGGUAGAUAUAAAAGAUUUUGAGAGGGAGGCAAAUAUAAACAAAAAUUCACCAGCUCCAGAACUUAGUAUAAAUACUGAGGAACAGAUUUAUCUGAAACGAGAGGAACAUCUUGCUUGCCUUCAGACUGAACUAAGCAGUAUCAUAAAUAAGACUGAAGAAUGCGCACAGGACAUUCAGGAAUCUAUGUCAACACUGUCCAAGCUCACUGAAGAAUUGGCAAAAGAAGAGCAGCUAAAAGAGGAGCAAAUGGCAGAGUUAAAAAUGAAACAGAGGAUAUCCAGUCUUUUACCAGACUCAGCAGUUAAUGUACAGAAACUUCAGGUUGCACUGAAAAGCACAGAGGAGAAAAUGGUACGCCUUCAGCAGCAGUGGGAAGGUCAUAGGCAGCCACUAAGUGAACAGUUGUCUCUGCUUACCUUGGAAGUCACCAGUAAGAAGGGAAGUAAAGAUCAGAUGCUAUCAGAGAUGUCAGAAUUGCGAGAUAAAAUGAAAGCAAUGGUACAAGAUGCAUCCAGGAAGGAAACUGCUUUUGGACAACUAAAGAGCCAAGUUGAGAAGAUGAAUAAGGACAUAAAUAGAUCUGUUUACACCAAACGAAUAAUUGAUAUCAGUGCCAAAGUUCGCAAACAAAAACAGGAGAUUGAUCGUGUGUUGGCAGACACUAGGACUAUACAGAAGGAAAUAAACAUUGUGUCUGGCAAACUGGAACGAACUUUCACAGUUGUCGAGGGAACUGCUUAUAAGGAGGCAGCUAACAAUGAGCGAGUACGCCAGGUGUACCGAGCAGUGGCAGCUGUGCAUGAAGGCUGUGGGGAGCUGGUGGAUAUUGUGCGUGAUACUGGUGCUAUUCAGCGAGAAAUAGCUGAUCUAAAAGAGCAAGUUGACCUAGAGAAGAGCAAAAAGGUGGAGGAGAAUGUAGAACAGCUGAAGAUUGAUUUAAAUCAAGUGAAGAAAGAGAAUAGUAGCCUGAAGCAGCAGCUCUUGUAGAUUUUUGU
Molecule: messenger RNA, 1941 nt
Organism: Cherax quadricarinatus
Lineage: Eukaryota; Metazoa; Arthropoda; Malacostraca; Decapoda; Parastacidae
Source: RefSeq, a predicted model, not a curated record